AUGGGCGAUCCAUCUUCUGUUGCUAAUUUCGGCGAAGCGACAAUUGAUCAUAUGUCGUUAGAUUGGGUGGUUGACUUUGAAAAGUCUCAAAUACGUGGUAGUGUCGUUCUCUCAAUGCGGAUGAUUCAAAAAAGUGGCAUAAUUGUAUUGGAUGGUCAUUCAUUAAAAAUAAGUAGGAUUGAAGUAGAUAACGAAAAGGUUACUUACCAGAUACAAGCAGUUCCCAAACUUGGCGAGAGAAUUGUGAUUAAUGUAGAUUUACGUGAACCUGAUGAGACAUUUAAACUCGUUAUUUUCUACCAAACAGGAGCAAACUGCACUGCACUGCAGUUUUUAGAGCCUGUUCAAACGCAUGCCAAAUUAAAACCGUAUUUAUUUAGUCAGUGUCAAACUGUUCAUGCUCGGUCUAUUGUUCCUUGUAUGGAUACACCUAGCGUGAAACAGACUUAUGAUGCCAUGGUUACAGUGCCCAGUGAUUUGGUAUGCCUCAUGAGUGCAAUUAGUGUGGGUGAACCAGAAAAUCUUGGAGAAUUCAAAAAAUAUUCAUUUAAGCAAUCAGUGCCUAUUCCAUCUUAUCUUUUAGCGAUUGUUAUUGGAUUAAUGGAAAAACGAGAGCUAAGUAUACGUUCUGCGAUUUGGGCCGAACCUACAAUUAUUGAAAAUGCGUUCUCUGAGUUUGCUGGAACGGAAAAGUUACUUCAAACAGCAGAAAACUUGAUGGGGAAGUAUGAGUGGCAAAGAUAUGAUCUGGUCGUGCUUCCAUUGUCUUUUCCCUAUAGUGGUAUGGAAAAUCCAUGUUUAACUUUUCUAACACCUUCAUUGAUAGCGGGUGAUCAAUCCGCAGUCCAUGUAAUUGCUCAUGAAAUUUCACACAGUUGGACGGGAAAUUUGGUUACAAAUGCAAAUUGGGAACAUUUCUGGUUAAAUGAAGGUUUCACUACUUUUUUUGAACGUAAAAUAACCGAGAUAUUAGAAGGAAAACAACAGCGACAUUUUGAAGCUCAAUGCGGUUGGGAAGCGUGCUUGGCUAUUAUGAAAGAACAAUAUUCUUGUGACCAUCCUCUUACAAAACUAAUACCUGACUUAAGAAAUAGACAUCCAGAAAAUGCAUUCUCAUUAAUACCAUACGAAAAGGGUUCAGCUCUUCUCAUGUUCCUGGAGGAAAAAAUAGGUGCUGAACCAUUCAUCGAGUUCCUAAGAGCAUACAUUCAAAAUUAUGCUCGAAAAUCAGUUGUUACUGAAGAUUGGAAGAAUUAUCUCUAUUCUUACUUUCCGCAGCAUAAAAAUAUGUUUGAUGCUAUCGACUGGGAUAAUUGGUUUUAUGGAACAGGGAUUCCUAAAACAAUGCCACAAUAUGAUGAAACAGCUAUGAAUCAAGUCGUGUUACUGGCAAAGAAGUGGGCGGACUUGGGAGAUAAUGAAUUGGAAGAGAUCGAUGGCUCUGUAUACUUUUCGAUGUCCUCGCUUCAGAAAACCAAAGUUACAGAUUACUUACGACUGAAAGUUCAUGCAAUUUCGCAUGAAAAACUGGUACGUCUGGAUGAUGUAUGUGGACUCUCAGAAUCGAGGAAUAGCGAUAUUUUAUCAAGUUGGAUUUUGUUGGGUUUGAAGAACCAGUGGCGACCGAUCGUUCGCUUAGCUUUGCAUUUUAUCGCAAGUCAAGGGCGAAUCAGUUAUUUGCGACCAAUUUAUAGAGCAUUAUUCCAUUGGUCAAAAAAUCGCCGUAGAGCCAUUCACGCAUUUCAAAGUAAUGCUUCCUUCAUGCAUCCAAUUACAAAAGCGAUAGUUGCGGAUCUAAUCCCGAAAUGUGAACCAAAGAUACAUACUUCCUAA
Molecule: messenger RNA, 1833 nt
Organism: Thelazia callipaeda (thelaziosis nematode)
Lineage: Eukaryota; Metazoa; Nematoda; Chromadorea; Rhabditida; Thelaziidae
Source: the annotation of a GenBank genome assembly